Molecule: messenger RNA, 2332 nt
Organism: Argiope bruennichi
Lineage: Eukaryota; Metazoa; Arthropoda; Arachnida; Araneae; Araneidae
Product: protein CEPU-1-like
Exons: 9
Coding region: 294-1604 (436 amino acids)
Cellular component (GO): neuron projection
Source: RefSeq, a predicted model, not a curated record
CAGAAAGUGAAGGUGGUUAUUCAGCCCUUUAGCGGAGUCGCCCGCAAAGCGAUGUGCGAUUCGGGACAGUGACAACUUCCGAAUGGGUCGCUACGACAUAUCCUUGGCAGCAUGACGACAUCAUCGCCGUUGAAUAACCACGUGCAAAAACGAUUUAUCGAGACGUAGAAAGUAGUUAGAGUAGUUCAAUUAGCUGAUAUCUGGAGUUUAAUUCAGUUAUCAAACUCCACUGGUGGAAUCGUACUGUGCUCUAAAAAAUUUUGUGAAUGGAUGGGUGAAACUGAAACUCAAAGAUGAUGAAAGUGUUUCGUCGAGUUUUGCCGAUAUGCGCUGUCUUUGCCGCGGCAAUGACUGCAUCUGUGGUUUUAUCAGUGGCAACAUCGCCCCACGAGGCUUUGUCCGAGCCUGAAUUCGCAGAACCAAUUCCUAAUGUUACGGUUUCUGCGGGUCGAGACGUCAGUCUGCCAUGCGUUGUGGACAAUUUGGGUACUUUUAGGGUAGCAUGGAUCCAUACGGAUCGGUACACAUUACUGACACUACAGAACCGUGUUAUAACCCGGAAUUCCAGGUACAAAGUAACCCAUAACAGCCACAGGACAUGGUGGCUGCACAUUGCAGAUGUCCAGGAAAGAGACAGAGGUGAAUACAUGUGCCAGAUCAACACAUCACCAAUGAAGAGUCAGACUGGAUAUAUCGAAGUAGUAGUUCCUCCUCACAUCGAAGAAGAAGAGACCAGCUCUGACACAGAAGUCAGGGAAGGUAGUGACGUGAGCCUCCGCUGUGUCGCCAAGGGUUCGCCAGAUCCGGAAACCACUUGGCGAAGAGAAGACGGUCAGGAGAUAACGAUUGGGCGGAAAAAAGUCACAUCAAUAAAAAGCACUGAUCUGAAUAUCACAAAAGUUGGACGGCUGCAGAUGGGAGCAUAUCUGUGUAUAGCAUCCAAUGGAGUACAGCCAUCCGUUAGUAAAAGAAUUGUGCUGAAUGUGAAUUUUCCUCCCAUGAUUUGGAUUCCUAGUCAACUUGUAGGUGCGCCUGUCGGCACUGAUGUAACUUUGGCAUGCAAUUUAGAAUCAUUCCCGCAAUCAGUUACCUACUGGAACAGGGAAAGCGGCACGAUGGUGUUGACUAAUGAUAAGUAUAACAGCGUUCUUCUCAAUAAGGGCCUCUACAAAGUAACAAUGCAGUUAACAGUGAGAAAUUUGAAGCCAGAAGAUUUCGGUGCUUACACCUGUGUGGCGAAAAAUUCACUAGGAGAAACUGAAGGCACAAUACGUCUGUAUGAAAUACCUCCACCAUCAUCACCAGCAACAUCGCAAGGCCCAGAGCCACUGAGACCGAAAUCUGAAAAACUUCGUAAUGGUCAUCCUCAAAGUGUGCAGCCUAGAACAGAAGAAACAGGCUCUACUGAAGUUCAGUACGGACCUUCUCCAAGCUUCAAUGCCAGCAGCCUCUCGAGCGAGAAUUAUCUUCCUCCAACAAAUUCGAACACGGAACCAGGUGCUGACACAAUAUCUUCAGCAAAUGGAAGAUUCACAUCUGCAUAUUUCUGCUAUGCAUUAUUCUUCGUCUUGUGCCAAUGGUUCUCCUUUCUUGGACUCUCAUGAUCAACUCAGAGGAAUGCUGUGUCCGAGAAAGGAUUAUGUGUGUUGAAAUUGACACAACUGACGCUGUAAAAGUGUAUCCGUGUACUUAAUCAUACGCCAAACUUCGGACUCUCAUUCUGCUUCAUCUAAUUUCAGAUAAUCAGUGCAGAAAUGAUUGAAAAAUUUUAAGAAAAAAAAAUGAAUGUCCAUGUGAAUGUGUAAUGAUUCAUUUAACAUCCAUCGAAAGCUUUGCGAUGGAGUUCAAUGAUGAACUUCAGCAUUAUUAUCCCAAAAAUUCAAUUUGUAGCAAAUGGAUUAUAUUAGCGAUCUUCUAAACAUAUCUCUGGAGGACUUGAGUUCGUCACGAUGAUAUUGUUUUUUUUUUAAUUAAUGGAGCUUUAUCCCUUGCUUGGAAUAAUUUAAAUUAUGUUUUUAUUGCGGUUUGCUCAGAGGUAAAAAGAGUUUAUUAAAGUUAAUUAUUAGGAUCGAGAUUAAUAUUAAAAUUAGUUUCUGAGACAUUAUUCGUUAAUCUAAUUUUAAUAACGAUUAUAUUCUAAGUUGUUCAAUUUUUAAUAAGGUAAAAAAAUGCUUUAAAUAUUUGAUUUUGAUAUUAUUAUUCAUGAAUUAUUCAGAAAACAUUUAUUGUUUUUUAGAAAUCCGAUUCUGCAAUUAUUUUCAAAUAAUUGUUUAAUAAUGCUUUUAAAAUAAAAAGGAUGCGAAAUUUAUUUUUUGAUUAGACUAAAACCAAU